GAUAGACACUCCAUAUCACUUUUAGAUAUGCUAAUUUUUAUGCAACUAUGAACCCCUAAAACAAUAUGCUCUGGUGCGAGCUUGGCGAGCUUAUCGCUGAACUUUACAGGGAGUCUUGCGGUGGCAUAAUCCUUAUAGGGGUUCCGUUUUCUCCAGGGCCUGUUCAUUCUUUCAACUGAGUCAGGAAAGCAAAGGCGACCCUCGGACCCAUCUGCUGAGCAGCAACGUGGAUGGAGCCCAGUCCUGUGCCCCAAGUUAACCAUGACACCGGCCCAAAGGACAAAUUCCCACCCCUAGCAUUGGACCCAGCCCUGCCACCGGCAGCCGGUGGACCCGCUCCAGAUAACCCGGCGCCAUGGCAGGAUUACCAAACCGUCUUCACAAACGCCAAGGCGGGCAUGGAGGGAGUCGACAAGGAAUAUGUGCAAAAAGUCGUUUACGAAAUGAGCAAGGACUCUGCGCACUUCCGCAACGAGCAGCGCAAGCAAGCCCAGCUUGCCGCUCGCAUUGAGCGGCUGCGGGCUCGCUCCGAGGCGCUCACCCCCGCGGAACUGGCUGCAGCCACACGCUCCGUGGACUCCCGCAUCGCGCACCUGGAGUCCCUCCGCGACCUGUCUCGCACCUGGCUGCACGCCGACAUGGACUGCUUCUACGCGGCGGUGCAUGAGGCGGAGCGGCCGGAGCUG
Messenger RNA from Astrephomene gubernaculifera, 686 nucleotides. Lineage: Eukaryota; Viridiplantae; Chlorophyta; Chlorophyceae; Chlamydomonadales; Astrephomenaceae. The record is from the annotation of a GenBank genome assembly.